AUGAAAACUAGACGUCAUACAACUGAUUCUCGUAUAUCUUCAUCACGUGAUGAAAGCAUUGAUAUAUUGCCAUCAACUUCAACUGAUGAAAAAUCGACUGAAACAUCAUCAAAUCAACACGUUAUUCAAAGCGUUUCAAAAUCUAGUGUUUGGCAAUAUUUCGAAAGGUGUACUUUAAACGGAAUUUUAAAAGCCAAAUGUUUACUAUGUCAACAUAUAUUAUCAACACCGAACUAUGGAACAUCAACUCUUAAACGUCAUCUAGAUCAAGUACAUGAUAUAAAACAAACUGAUUCAUCUGCUGUACCAAGUUCAUCGACUAUUUCUAACAAAAUAUCAAAACCAGAAAAAAAAGCAUUGGACUUAUUAGCUGUAAAUGCAAUCAUUCAAGAUGCUAGAGGAUUUGGUGAUUUACAGAAACCUGGUAUCAAGAAAUUGAUUGAUGCUUUGAAACCGAAUUACAUACCACCACACAGAAACGUAGUGGUAAAGCAACUGAAACGUCUUCAUCAAUACCACUAUAAUCGAACGAAAAUUGAAUUUGAAGAAGCUAAAUAUUUAUCCAUUACUUGUGAUUUUUGGAAAGACCGAAAAAAUAAUUCGUUUCUGGUGAUUACAGGACAUCAUGUUGACAAAAAAUUCGAUCCACAUUCAAAAAUGUUACAAUUUAUGCAAUUUGAAGAUCGUCACUAUUCAUUAACUAUUGCAAAUGAAAUUGAAAAUCAAUUAAUUAACCUGAACUUAUAUGAUAAACUAGUCACCAUUACAUGUGACGGUGCACCUAAUAUGCGCGAGAUGUUUAAUUAUUUUUCUCGUCAAAAUAUAAAAUAUAUUCAUUGUACUGCUCACAAAUUACACCUAAUUAUAUGCAACAGCUUGAAUCUUUGGGUUACAACAAAGAAAAAAGGAAAUACAACUGAAAAUGAAGAAGUUAUUGAAGCUAGUAUAAUUGAAGAUGAUGAAGAUGAAGAUGAAGGUAGUUUAAAUCAACUGGUGAGAACGAUGUCCUUCGAUACUGAUCCAUUAUCUUAUGGUAUGAUCAAUGAUGAUAGUGAAGGUGAUGAAACAUCAAAAGUAAGUUAUGAAUUUAUAUUCCUUUCAGUUUUAGUUUUUAAGAUCAAAUCUAAAUUUUGUAGUAAUGAUGAUGUCGAUGGGGAAUUAGAAUCGAAUCAUCAAUUAACUGAUGCAGCAACAGAUGAAGAAUGGACGGAUGAAGAAGAUGAUAAUGACGAAGAGAUAGUUGAUAAUUUUGUGGAAGGAAUUAAUAUGGACGAAACAUCACUUGAUUAUAUACCACAAAUGAUCAAAGACGUGAUUGAUAAAACACGUGAAAUAAUUAACACCAUUAAAGGAUCAUCAAUAUUAACAAGUUUUAUUGAAAAAAAAAGAUUACAUUUUAAUGCACGUGCUAAGAAACAGAAAAAAAUCAAACGACGUUUGAUCAUUGAUGUAAAAACACGAUGGAACAGCACCUAUAAGAUGCUGCAUACAAUUAAUCUCUAUCGUAAUUUUAUUAACGAUCUUUUCAAAUCAAAAGGAACUCUUGGUCUUUCAGUGAAAUUACGAAGAAAAUUAACACGUGUUGAAUUAUCAACUGAUGAAUGGGAUAGUUUAAAUUUGAUUAUUAGCUUAUUAUAUCCUUUUUAUUCAGCUACAAAAGUUUUAAGUAAUGCAAAAUAUCCAACUGUUGGAUCUGCAUGGUAUCUUUUGAAAGGUCUUGAAGAACAUCUUACAAAAGAAGAUAAUAAUGAAUUGUUAAAUAAUUUAAAAAAAAUUAUAUUGAAUAAAUUUCGACAGUAUAUUAUUGAUGAUGUAGAACAAUUCAAUACUUUAAAAGUAAGUGGUAUGCAUUAUUUUAAUUUCUUACGUGAAUUAGCUGUAUUUUUUUUUCAGUUGUACUCAUACUUUGAUCCAACAGGUUUUUCGGCUCUAACAAGAGGCGAACAAACAGCAGUUGAAAAAGAAAUAACAAAAUUACACAAAAAUGUAUUCUCAUCAUCAGAAAAUUCUUCGUCAUCAUCAAAUCAACAAAUGAAAAAAAUGAAUAACAUCGAUAAAGCUUGGCAUGGCUUUCUUCGAGCUACGAAUAAAGAUCUAAUUCAAGAACCAACAACAACAUCUACAAUCCAAUCAGAUAUAAGAAAAUAUCGAAAUUUGGCAACUAAAUUGUACGUAUGA
Messenger RNA from Rotaria sp. Silwood2, 2178 nucleotides. NCBI's taxonomy places the organism in Eukaryota, Metazoa, Rotifera, Eurotatoria, Philodinida, Philodinidae. The record is from the annotation of a GenBank genome assembly.